UCUCAAGAAGAGUUGAUUCGAUCAGUGUUUUCAAAUGAGAAAUGAGCUGGAGUUUAGAAAAGGGUUAAACACACAGCAUGAAACCACUUCCUGGACUGAGUCAAAGCCUGAUGCCCCUCCCUCUUCUUCCUGCUCUCAAACACAGCCAGCUCCACUCUGUUCAUGUGUUUCCUUGUUCCCUCCCUUCAGAUCUACAGUUUGAAGAUGGGUGGAACCAACAUGUGGUGAAGUGCGAGAGCUGACAGGCCCCGUUCACUGCAGAGACACAUGUUGUUGAGAUCAGAGCUCAAACUAGUUUCAGUUCUGAGGAAGUGAAACUCAGACACUCGUUGUCACCGAGAGCUGAAAUGGCGCAGAAAGGAGAUCAGCUGGACCGGGAGACCUUCUCUUGUUCCAUCUGUCUGGAUCUACUGAAGGAUCCGGUGACUCUUCCCUGUGGACACAGCUACUGCAUGAACUGUAUUAAAAGCUUCUGGGAUGAAGAGGAUGAGAAGAGAAUCCACAGCUGCCCUCAGUGUAGGCAGACCUUCACACCGAGGCCUGUCCUGGUGAAAAACACCAUGUUAGCAGCUUUAGUGGAGCAGCUGAAGAAGACUGGACUCCAAGCUGCUGCUGCUGAUCACUGCUAUGCUGGACCUGAAGACGUGGCCUGUGAUGUCUGCACUGGGAGGAAACUGAAAGCUGUUAAAUCCUGUCUGGUUUGUCUGGUCUCUUACUGUGAGAAUCACCUGCAGCGUCAUUAUGAUGUAGCUCAGCUAAAGAAACACAAGCUGGUGGAGCCCUCCGAGAAGCUCCAGGAGAACAUCUGCUCUCGUCACGAUGAGGUGAUGAAGAUGUUCUGCCGCAGCGAUCAGCAGUGUAUCUGUUAUCUCUGCUCUGUGGAUGAACAUAAAGGCCACGACACAGUCUCAGCUGCAGCAGAAAGGACUGAGAGGCAGAGAGAGCUCCAGCUGAGGCGACAAGAGAUCCAGCAGAGAAUCCAGGACAGAGAGAAAGAUGUGAAGCUGCUUCGACAGGAGGUGGAGGCUAUCGACGGCUCUGCUGAUGAAGCGGUGGAGGACAGUGAGAAGACCUUCACCGAGCUGAUCCGUCUCAUGGAGAAAAGACGCUCUGAUGUGAAGCAGCAGAUCAGAUCCCAGCAGGAAACUGAAGCCGGUCGAGUCAAAGAGCUUCAGGAGAAGCUGCAGCAGGAGAUCGCUGAGCUGAAGAGGAAAGACGCUGAGCUGAAGCAGCUCUCACACACAGAGGAUCACAGCCACUUUCUACGCAACUACCCCUCACUGUCACGACUCAGUGACUCUACAGACUCGUCCGCCAUCGAUGUCCGUCCUCUGAGAUACUUUGAGGACGUGACAGCAGCUGUGUCACAGCUCAGAGAGAAACUACAGGACGUUCUGACAGAGACAUGGACAAACAUCUCACUGACACUGACUGAAGUGGAUGUUUUACUGUCACAACCAGAGCCCAAGACCAGAGCUGACUUCUUAAAAUAUUCACAGGAAAUCACACUGGAUCCAAACACAGCACAUACAGAUCUGUUAUUAUCUGAGGGAAACAGAAAAGCAACAUGGAGACAACAACAGUCUUAUCCUGAUCAUCCAGACAGAUUCACUUCAUAUCCUCAGGUCCUGAGUAGAGAGAGUCUGACUGGACGUUGUUACUGGGAGGUGGAGAGGAGAGGAGGAAGAGUUUCUGUAUCAGUCUCAUACAAGAAUAUCAGCAGAGCAGGGAGGGAAAGUUUUUUUGGAAACAAUGACAAAUCUUGGUCGUUAGAUUGUUUUCAAAACAGUUCAUCAUUUAGGUUCAACAGCAUCAGAACUCCAGUCUCAGGUCCUCGGUCCUCCAGAGUAGGAGUGUACCUGGAUCACACAGCAGGUGUUCUGUCCUUCUACAGCGUCUCUGAAACCAUGACUCUCCUCCACAGAGUCCAGACCACAUUCACUCAGCCUCUCUAUGCUGGACUCAGGCUUUACUGGGAUGGAGUCACAGCUGAGUUUUAUAAGCUCACAUAGAUAAAAGUCCAGAUUUGUAUUUCAUUCCUAAAGUUAUUGUGUCUCCAUCAUUGUUGCUAAAAGCUGGUUGUUGUGUUUUGUUUGUUGAAUCCUGAUGUUUUAUUACAGGUGAGAUCAGCUCCAUCUAAGUCCUUAAAAUGAGUCUCAUCUUCAGCAGCUGCAACAUGAAAGUUGUUGACACAUUAAAACAUCAAUAAUCACAAUCCAGUCGUAUGAUUUACAUUAUUCUGACAUGAGACUUUUACUUUGAUACUCCACCUGUUUUCAUGUUAAUACUUUUGUGCUUUUACUGAAAGAAAAUGUCGCCUGUGACUUUUACUUGUAUCAGAGUAUUUCUCCUCUGUGUGAUCAACGUCUUUACCUUCAAUAAAGAGUAAAAACAAUGAA
Messenger RNA from Seriola aureovittata, 2399 nucleotides. RefSeq names its product tripartite motif-containing protein 16-like. The record is from RefSeq and is a predicted model, not a curated record. The coding region runs from base 348 to 2012 and encodes 554 amino acids. Lineage: Eukaryota; Metazoa; Chordata; Actinopteri; Carangiformes; Carangidae. The transcript has a single exon. Gene Ontology annotation, molecular function: zinc ion binding; protein binding.